Messenger RNA from Macrosiphum euphorbiae (potato aphid), 279 nucleotides. The record is from the annotation of a GenBank genome assembly. NCBI's taxonomy places the organism in Eukaryota, Metazoa, Arthropoda, Insecta, Hemiptera, Aphididae.
AUGUUUGAUGCUUUAAAGUCAUUAAAACCAAAUUUAAAUCCCAAAACUAUUAUGAUUGAUUAUGAAAAAGCUGCUAUCAAUGCAAUUAAAACAGAAUUUCCUAGUACUAAAGUAAAUGGGUGUUUUUUUCAUUUGUCCCAGUGUAUGUGGCGCCAUGUUCAGGAAUUUGGCUUGCAAAAAAAAUACAGUGAAGACCCUAAAUUUGUAUUGCAAUUAAGAAUGUUACCAGCUUUAGCAUUUGUACCUAAGGAUGAUGUAAUAACUAAUAAGUUCAUAUAG